This is a messenger RNA of Nanorana parkeri, 1927 nucleotides long. RefSeq names its product NAD kinase (gene NADK). Gene Ontology annotation, biological process: NADP+ biosynthetic process; NAD+ metabolic process. The transcript is spliced from 13 exons. The coding region runs from base 250 to 1587 and encodes 445 amino acids. The record is from RefSeq and is a predicted model, not a curated record. Gene Ontology annotation, molecular function: NAD+ kinase activity. Lineage: Eukaryota; Metazoa; Chordata; Amphibia; Anura; Dicroglossidae.
UAGUGAUCCCGAGGGACGCGCGGCCACAGAUGGUGUAACCCUCCGCCCAGGUCCCAAUUCUGGAGCGGAGGGUGGGGGGAGAGGGCUCUGAGGGUACCAUGGCACCGGCAUAGGCCACCUGGGAGGACGCUGCCCGGAGCAGAGCCCGCUAUGUAGGACCGGAAAGAGGGCGGCAACCUGCAGAGUACCCACUCCCUGGGCACUGACAUCAAUUUCAUUCUCCUUGAGUGAGGCAUUCCCAAUUGUACAAUGGAGAGAUCCCAGAGCAAGGUUUGUGGCAAAGACCAGAGCGUGAGCUCAGAAGAGGGAUUUAUAUUCGCACCCUGUGACUGCGAAGAGGACGUAAGUCGCGGGAAACCCAUCCGAGGGAGGACAAAGUCCCGCAGCUUGUCUGCUUCACCGGGACCUGGAAGUAGUAAGGAGUUCAGGAGAACGCGAUCCAUGCAUGGACCAUGCCCAGUAACCACGUUUGGACCAAAAGCCUGUAUGCUGCAGAAUCCAAAAGGGAUCAUGCACCUUCAGGACCCAGCGAGCCAGCUACUAACGUGGAACAAACCACCCAAAAGUGUGCUGGUGAUCAAGAAAGUCAGGGAUGCGAGUUUACUGCAGCCCUUCAAGGAGCUCUGCGUGUUCCUUACAGAGGAAAAGAACAUGAUAGUCUAUGUGGAGAAGAAAGUUUUGGAAGACCCCGACAUUGUGAACGAUGAGAUAUUUGGACCAGUAAAAAAGAAGUUUUGCACUUUUCGAGAAGAUUUUGAUGACAUCUCUAAUCAGAUUGACUUCAUUAUUUGCCUUGGGGGAGACGGGACCUUGUUGUAUGCAUCAUCGCUUUUCCAGGACAGUGUCCCUCCUGUGAUGGCGUUUCACUUGGGAUCACUGGGGUUCCUCACCCCUUUCAGCUUUGACAACUUCCAGACGCAGGUCACUCAGGUUAUAGAAGGUAAUGCGGCCCUGGUCCUCCGCAGCAGGCUAAAAGUGAAGGUGGCCAAGGAGCACAAGGAGAAGAGGUCCUUGGUACAGAAUGGAUUGGAGGAGAAUGGCUUAAUUGUCAACAAACCUGAGAAGGAGCUGGUCAGGCAAACAAAGUAUCAGGUCCUGAAUGAAGUAGUAGUGGACAGGGGUCCUUCUUCUUAUCUCUCCAAUGUAGACGUCUUCCUAGAUGGGCACCUCAUCACUACCGCUCAGGGGGAUGGGGUCAUUGUGUCCACGCCAACAGGCAGCACCGCAUAUGCAGCCGCAGCUGGAGCCUCCAUGAUCCACCCCAAUGUACCUGCCAUUAUGAUCACCCCAAUCUGUCCCCACUCUCUUUCCUUCCGGCCAAUCGUGGUUCCCGCAGGAGUAGAACUUAAAAUCAUGCUAUCUCCUAAUGCACGGAACACUGCGUGGGUCUCGUUUGAUGGAAGAAAGAGGCAGGAAAUUUGCCAUGGAGACAGUAUUAGCAUCACUACCUCUUGUUACCCUGUCCCCUGCAUCUGCUUCCGGGAUCCGGUUAACGAUUGGUUCGACAGCUUGGCUGAGUGUUUGCACUGGAAUGUUCGCAAGAAACAGAACCAUUUCACAAGCGAGGAGGAAGAGGAGGAGUUCUAGCCUUGGCCAUGACUCAGAGACUCAAGUCAGCGGCGCCUGAACAGUUUCCAUUUUCAGUGAUCUUUUCUCCUUUUCCUUCGGGCCCUUCUUACAGACUACAGACCAAAUCAGACAGACGUGUUUUUAUGAGCUAUCGGCUGCAAAGUACUGGUCGACGGACAACCAGCUUCCUAUAUUUAUCAAACCUAGCAUUCUCUCUUCAACUUUUAAGACAGAAGUUUAUAUUUGUGUUUCUUUAUAAUGAAACUUACAAAUAAAAUGAAAUAACUUUUUUUGCUGCUUGCAAUCUAUAGGGCCCGAUUUAUGAAAAAAAAAAACUGGAGGAAAGCAAGAAAACAAA